AUGGCCCCAGGCGGCUGCAUCCGCUGCAGACGCCUGGUCCUGGCCGAGGCAGCCGAGAACCAGGGCUGGAACGCCCUCGGAAAUCGCCCCUGUAGGGGACAGUGUGCGCCGGGAAUGGGCCCACUAUCACAUGUGUCCGUCCAGCAGUUGUACACUGGUGCCGAAGCUCAGCGGGCCCUAGGAACGUGCCUUGAAGAUGUAGAUCACGGCUACAAGUCACUGCACAAGGAGGCCUUCCUCCUAGAGCUGGGAGCCAUCUGUGCAGUUUCACGCCUGGAGCUGUGCGGUUCCGAAGCUUUGCCGGAGAUGUUCGCCUGGGCGCACCUGGCGCCCGUGCUCGCUGCGGAGGCCGCCGCCGCGCGACGCGAGCUGGCGGAGGCCAUAGUCUUGAGCACGGACGAAGGGGCACUGGUGAACUACCACCCCACACGGAAACUCCUGCCGGACAUGUCCGGUCCCACGGUGACCUUUGCACUGGUCUUGGGUCUGAGGGAUCCGAAGGCAUACAGGAUGUUUUGCAUCAUGGAGGCAUUGUCAGGGACUGCAGCCCUCAUGCUGGUGGCAACCACUCUCCACAAGGAGCGCAGACCGCGCUCCCAGCUGGCGCAGUCGGAGACCGAAGAUGUGGCCAUGGAGCGAGAGCAUCAGCUGCAUGGUCUCGAUGCUGCUGGAGACUUUCAGCACACGCUGGUGAAUGUGAGCAGCUGUGGCCGAAGCACCAAAGGCCACGGCGAAGGACACGGGUAUUGCCCGGACGACCGGCGGCGGCACAGCAACUCGGCCAUCCUCGGAGGGGUCCUGGGCGCUGCCGGCUUGGUCCUCGCUCCGGUCUCAGGUGGAACUUCGAUGACGCUCUCCCUGACUGGCGCUGGCCUGGGCGUCGGCGCCGCGGCGGCCACACUGACGGCUGCGGUUGUCAAAGACGCUUAUGUCAAACACGCCUCGAAGCGAGUGAAAGAGACCUUGGAAGAGCUCCAGACAGACGAUGCCGUCUUGUGUCGUCUUGUGCACCAGCUGCAGGCGAACGCCGCCGAGCUCAUUGAGCUCUGCUGCAAGGAGCCGGCAGUUUUAGUGGAGAUACACAAGUGGGUCAAGCGAACCUACAAAGGUGCCAUGAUCGCGUACAAGACCUGCAAGAUCUACCGCGGGGUGAAGUCGGCUGUAUUUGCCGUCCGCAUCCUCGAAUUCAUUGAGGCGGACGUUCAGGUUCUGCGCGGCAUUGCGGCCGGCACUGCAGCACCUGGCUUCGAUCAUUCCAUCACCCGGCGGCUGGGUUUCACCGUGAAGACGGGUACGACAGCAGCCAAGGUGAUGUCGGCCACCAUGAGCUUCUUCAGUAUCGCCUUUGGGGUUUGGGACAUCAUCGAGGGUGCCAAAGACAUCAAUGGCUCGCAGCAUGCCAAGGCAUAUCGGCGCUGCCGCGAAGAGCUGACCAAGGCCACAGAGGAAAUGGACAACGCCAUCCUCGGCCUUCGAGAAAGAACCCGCGUGGAUCUUCGGAAAGGCUGA
Messenger RNA from Symbiodinium sp. CCMP2592, 1509 nucleotides. Lineage: Eukaryota; Dinophyceae; Suessiales; Symbiodiniaceae. The record is from the annotation of a GenBank genome assembly.